This is a messenger RNA of Hibiscus syriacus, 1560 nucleotides long. Its product is annotated as probable indole-3-pyruvate monooxygenase YUCCA8. Gene Ontology annotation, molecular function: flavin adenine dinucleotide binding; N,N-dimethylaniline monooxygenase activity; NADP binding. Gene Ontology annotation, biological process: auxin biosynthetic process. The transcript is spliced from 3 exons. The record is from RefSeq and is a predicted model, not a curated record. NCBI's taxonomy places the organism in Eukaryota, Viridiplantae, Streptophyta, Magnoliopsida, Malvales, Malvaceae. The coding region runs from base 102 to 1373 and encodes 423 amino acids.
ACCAAUUCUCUCCUUAAAAAAAUCAAAGAUCAUCUUUUCUUCUUAUUAUUUCUCUCUAAUCUCAACUCUUUCUUGUGUUUAUAAAAGCUUAGUCAAAGACAAUGGAGAAUCUGUUUCGUCUUGUUGAUCAAGACCAAGAUUUGUUUCAGCCUAAAUGGACUUUGGUCAAUGGUCCGAUUAUCGUUGGUGCAGGACCAUCGGGGCUGGCAGCCGCCGCUUGUCUAAAGGAACAAGGGGUGCCCUUUGCUGUGGUCGAAAGAGCUGAUUGCAUUGCAUCUUUGUGGCAAAAACGAACCUACGACAGGCUAAAGCUUCACCUUCCAAAACAAUUCUGCCAACUCCCUAAACUAGCUUUCCCAGAGGACUACCCGGAGUACCCAACAAAGAGACAGUUCAUUGAGUACCUCGAGUCAUAUGCCAAGCAUUUUGAUAUCAACCCAAAGUUCAAUGAGUGUGUUCAGUCAGCUAGGUACGAUGAGACCAGUGGUUUCUGGAGGGUGAAGACAGUUGGCUCGAACAAGACCGAGCUCGAAUACAUUUGCCGAUGGCUUAUUGUGGCCACCGGCGAAAAUGCUGAGUCCGUGAUGCCAGACAUUGAAGGAUUGUCUGAGUUUGGUGGUGACGUUAUCCACGCUUGUGAUUAUAAGUCUGGUGAAAAAUUCAAGGGGCAGAAAGUACUUGUCGUCGGCUGCGGUAACACCGGGAUGGAAGUUUCUCUUGAUCUUUGCAACCACAAUGCUUCACCUUCAAUGGUGGUUCGCAGCUCGGUUCAUGUCUUGCCAAGAGAAAUUUUCGGGAAAUCGACAUUCGAAUUGGCUGUUUUGAUGAUGAAAUGGCUACCCCUUUGGCUUGUUGACAAGCUCAUGUUGAUUCUGGCCUGGUUGGUUCUGGGAAACACUGAAAAAUAUGGACUCAAAAGGCCAUCAACUGGUCCAUUGGAACUCAAGAACACACAAGGGAAAACCCCUGUAUUGGACAUCGGUGCAUUGGAGAAAAUCAGAUCAGGUGACAUUAAUGUCGUCCCUGGAAUCAAGCGUUUCUCACGUGGUCAAGUCGAGCUCUUUAAUGGCGAAAAACUCGAUAUCGAUUCGGUUGUUUUGGCUACCGGAUACCGCAGCAAUGUUCCCUCAUGGCUUCAGGAAGGUGAGUUCUUUGCUAAAAAUGGAUACCCAAAGGCACAAUUCCCACAUGGGUGGAAAGGGAAAGCUGGGCUUUAUGCAGCUGGGUUCACCAGGAGAGGGCUCUCAGGUGCUUCCUUAGAUGCCAUGAGGAUUGCACAAGACAUCGGCACUGUGUGGAAAGAGGAAAAUAAGCAGCUCAAAAAGAGAAGCAUUGCUCGCCAUAGACGCUGCAUUUCACUUUCACAGUUCUAAAAACUUAUAAUAAUCCUCACCAACAGCUAGGAAAUUAGCUUUAUUCUUGUAAAAAUAAUGAUACUCACCAAAAAAAAAAAUGGGAAAGAAAACAGGUAGCACAGGCUGACAGAGCCCUCUCCAAAGGCCCAAGUUUUGUUUUCUUUGGGCAUUUUGUAUAACGAGAAUGAUGGGGCAUCUAAUUUUU